Messenger RNA from Echinops telfairi (small Madagascar hedgehog), 2934 nucleotides. RefSeq names its product WD repeat domain 24 (gene WDR24). Bases 650 to 2845 code for a protein of 731 amino acids. The transcript is spliced from 9 exons. Gene Ontology annotation, molecular function: protein binding. NCBI's taxonomy places the organism in Eukaryota, Metazoa, Chordata, Mammalia, Afrosoricida, Tenrecidae. Gene Ontology annotation, biological process: positive regulation of TOR signaling. The record is from RefSeq and is a predicted model, not a curated record.
CUUUGUUAAAUGCGGGGGCUCCCUUAGCACGGUUGCCUCGACCUCUUUAGCUCGAGUCGCGCUCGCCCCGCGUCCCCGGAGCCUCCUCCCCGCUCGCGGGAAGUCAGUGCACCGCCCGCCAGUCCUCUAAACGCCUCGCGCUCCUUAACUCAGGCCUCGAGGUUUCUCUGCGCUCCCCGCGUCUCUAUCCGCGGAGUCCUCUGGACCCCUCUAGCCCAUCAGUACCCUCAGGUCCUUGUCAUUCCUCCGCCAGGUUGGACCCGGGAGCCACCCCGCUCCCUUGCCCAGCUUGGCUGACAGAGUAGCUAGUGAUCCCAGCUCUUGAGAGAUGGUUGGGUAGGGAGAGAGUCUAGCUCAGGACUGAACAGGUAGGGCCUUCCCUGGAUAUCAGAAAUGGACUGACUGACUUCCAGGCAGCUGCAGCAGCAAGUGGCCUGCCCACUGAGGGUGAUCAGCAAGACCAAUGCCAAUGAGAUAGAACUUGUCUGUUAGACUGGCCCCUGAGGAUCAGUGAACCUGAACCAGCUCCCCAAAGCUGCCCCACAGCCCAGGCCUGAGCAGUCCUGGGAAGCCCAGCCAGUGUGAGGGGCCUGAACUGAGGGCCCACACCACCCUGCGGCAGACCUUCAGUCCCCACCAGCUGUCGGCCAUGGAGAAGAUGUCACGUGUGACUACGGUGCUGACGGGCCGCACUAUGCAUUGCCACCUGGACGCUCCGGCCAAUGCCAUCAGCGUGUGCCGGGACGCAGCCCAAGUGGUGGUGGCGGGCCGCAGCAUCUUCAAAGUGUAUGCCAUCGAGGAGGAGCAGUUUGUGGAGAAGCUGAACCUGCGCGUGGGCCGUAAGCCCUCGCUCAACCUGAGCUGUGCCGACGUGGUCUGGCACCAGAUGGACGAGAACCUCCUGGCCACAGCGGCCACCAAUGGCGUGGUGGUCACUUGGAACCUGGGCCGACCAUCCCGCAACAAGCAGGAUCAGCUGUUCACGGAGCACAAGCGCACGGUGAACAAGGUCUGUUUCCAUCCCACUGAGGCCCACGUGCUACUCAGUGGCUCCCAGGAUGGUUUCAUGAAGUGCUUCGACCUGCGCCGGAAGGACUCGGUCAGCACCUUCUCAGGACAGUCGGAGAGUGUGCGGGACGUGCAGUUCAGCAUCCGAGACUACUUCACCUUCGCCUCCACCUUCGAGAAUGGCAACGUGCAGCUCUGGGACAUCCGGAGGCCUGACCGCUGCGAGAGGAUGUUCACAGCCCACAACGGGCCCGUCUUUUGCUGCGACUGGCACCCCGAGGACAGAGGCUGGCUGGCCACGGGCGGGCGUGACAAGAUGGUGAAGGUCUGGGACGUGACUACGCCCCGCGCCAGGGAGGUGCACUGCGUGCAGACCAUCGCCUCGGUGGCCCGAGUCAAGUGGAGGCCCGAGUGCCGCCACCACCUGGCCACUUGCUCCAUGAUGGUGGACCACAACAUCUACGUGUGGGACGUGCGCCGGCCCUUUGUGCCGGCCGCCAUGUUCGAGGAGCACCGGGACGUCACAACGGGCAUCGCCUGGCGACACCCCCACGAUCCCUCCUUCCUGCUGUCGGGCUCCAAGGACAGCACGCUGUGCCAGCAUUUGUUCCGAGACGCCAGCCAACCCGUGGAACGAGCCAACCCCGAGGGUCUCUGCUACGGACUCUUCGGGGACCUGGCCUUUGCUGCCAAGGAGAGCUUGGUGGCCACUGAGUCUGGGCGCAAGCCCUACGCAGGUGACCGGCGCCACCCGAUCUUCUUUAAACGCAAGCUGGACCUCGCGGAGCCCUUCGCGGGCAUGGCCUGCAGUGCCCUCAGCGUCUUUGAGACAGAGACCAGCGGCAGUGGCAUAAGCUGGUUUGUGGACACUGCCCAGCGUUACGCUCUGGCCGGCCGUCCACUGGCUGAGCUCUGCGACCACAAUGCCAAAGUGGCCCGGGAGCUGGGCCGGAACCAGGUGGCUCAGACGUGGACCAUGCUGAGGAUCAUCUACUGCAGCCCUGGCCUGGUGCCCUCCACCAACCUUAACCACAGCGUGGGCAAGGGCAGUUCAGGAGGUCUGCAGCUCAUGAACAGCUUCAACCUAAAAGAAAUGACCCCAGGGCUGGGCGGAGAGACCUGGCUGGACCGCAGCAAGGGUGACACUCGCAGCGACACCGUUCUGCUUGAUUCCUCCGCCACGCUCAUCACCAACGAGGACAACGAGGAGACGGAGGGCAGCGACGUGCCAGCCGACUACCUCCUGGGUGAUGUGGAAGGAGACGAAGAGGAGCUGUACCUGUUGGACCCGGACCACACACAUCCGGAGGAGCCAGAGUAUGUCCUGCCCCAGGAGGCGUUUCCACUGCGCCACGAGAUCGUGGACACCCCCCCGGGGCCCGAGCACUUGCAAGACAAGGCCGACUCACCACACGUGAGUGGCAAUGAGGCAGAUGCGGCAUCGCUAGUACCUGUGGACCCGUCGUUCUCGCUGAUCUCCGUGUCGCGCGCACUCCACGACAGCCGCCUGCCGCCCGACUUCUUCAGCACCCUCGUGCGCGACAUGCUGCACUUCUACGCCGAGCAGGGUGACGUGCAGAUCUGCCUCAACCAGGCCUCCACCUCCCUGCACGUCAACUGCAGCCACUGCAUGCGGCCCAUGAGCGGCCGAGGCUGGGUCUGCGGCAGGUGCCACCGCUGCGCCAGCAUGUGCGCCGUCUGCCACCACGUGGUCAAGGGCCUGUUCGUGUGGUGCCAGGGCUGCAGCCACGGCGGCCACCUGCAGCACAUCAUGAAGUGGCUGGAGGGCAGUUCUCACUGUCCGGCCGGUUGCGGCCACCUCUGUGAAUACUCCUGACGGCCGCCGCGACUGCGCAUGCCUCUGCCCGCACUGAGCCAGGCCAAAGGACCGAAGCCGGUCAACUCAUUAAAGCUUGUGAAGGAGUC